UCGAGGUUCCCAAGGGCAGGCUGGACAGAGGAGGACCUGAACAUACAAAAGGGAGGAAAUAAUGCUGGCCAUACAGUUGUUGUAGAUUCUGUAGAAUAUGAUUUUCAUCUUUUACCCAGUGGAAUAAUUAAUCCAAAUGUUACUGCAUUCAUUGGAAAUGGUGUGGUAAUUCAUUUACCUGGGUUGUUUGAAGAAGCAGACAAAAACGUUCAAAAGGGAAAAGGUCUAGAAGGCUGGGAAAAAAGGCUUAUCAUAUCUGAUAGAGCACAUAUUGUAUUUGAUUUUCAUCAAGCAGCUGAUGGCAUCCAGGAGCAACAGAGACAAGAACAAGCAGGAAAAAAUUUGGGUACCACAAAAAAGGGGAUUGGCCCAGUUUAUUCUUCGAAAGCUGCUCGGAGUGGACUCCGGAUGUGUGACCUUGUUUCUGAUUUUGAUGGCUUCUCUGAGAGGUUCAAAGUUCUGGCUAAUCAGUACAAGUCGAUAUACCCCACUUUGGAAAUAGAUAUUGAAGGUGAAUUACAAAAACUCAAGGGUUACAUGGAAAGGAUAAAACCAAUGGUGAGAGAUGGAGUUUAUUUCCUAUAUGAGGCUCUACAUGGACCACCAAAGAAAAUCUUGGUAGAAGGUGCAAAUGCAGCACUACUAGAUAUUGAUUUUGGAACAUACCCUUUCGUAACCUCCUCAAACUGCACGGUUGGAGGUGUUUGUACUGGGCUGGGGAUGCCUCCCCAAAAUGUUGGAGAAGUGUAUGGAGUUGUGAAAGCUUAUACUACUCGAGUUGGUAUUGGUGCCUUUCCUACCGAGCAAGAUAAUGAAAUUGGAGAAUUGUUACAAACAAGAGGUAGAGAGUAUGGUGUAACUACCGGGAGGAAAAGAAGAUGUGGCUGGCUCGAUCUCGUUUUACUCAGAUACGCUCACAUGAUAAAUGGGUUUACUGCGUUGGCACUUACCAAGUUGGAUAUCUUGGACAUGUUUACGGAAAUCAAAGUUGGAGUGGCUUACAAGUUAGAUGACAAAAUCAUACCUCACUUCCCAGCAAACCAAGAAGUCUUAAAUAAAGUUGAAGUUCAGUAUAAGACUCUCCCAGGAUGGAACACAGAUAUAUCAAAUGCCAGGACAUUUAAAGAACUACCUGUUAAUGCUCAAAAUUAUGUUCGGUUUAUUGAAGAUGAGCUAAAAAUUCCAGUUAAAUGGAUCGGUGUGGGCAAAUCCAGGGAGUCCAUGAUCCAGCUCUUCUGAGGAUUGCCAUUGACGAGGCAAGAAAACACUCCUUGAGAUGGCGGGGGAAGGACUUUCUUACUGUUUCAUAUAUGAUCUUCAAAUUUCAAGAAUAAAAGCAUUGCCGUGAAUUGGAGCCCUACACUUGUUUCCGGUCUCGGCGCCGCCGGCGGACGGCGCUCCCCUUGGCGUUCCGGGCCAGCGGCCUUCGCGGCGCGCGUGGUGCUCCGGGAAGCACGUUGCUGCUCACGCACAGUGCUAGUGUCGUCCGUGUUUGGGAACCACCUAGAACUACGUCCAGUGUAGUGUUUAUUCAUGCUGUCAUUGUGCGUUCUUAGGGUUACCUCUGGUAAACGGUAACAAUAAUGCAGUUUUGCACAAGUAUUUUUACAUUCUGAUCAUACAAUUCUGUCAUUGAAAUCUUUCUGUUACAAUAAAAUGGAGAUGAGUUCUGUAAAUUUUUGUAGUGCUAUAAAUUCCAUUUAAAUUGUGAGCUGUUUAUUUUCUUCUGAGACCAUUGCAAAAUUGAGUUUUGGCAGGGGUUGGGGAGAAAGGAGUUCUAUUCAUGGGUUCUUAAAUUUGUACAGAACACAAAAUUUAUUUCUCUCUGUAAGUUAUUUAACACAUUGAGCAUUUCCCUGAAUGUUCAAAGAGAAAAGGUGUUCCCUAAAACAACCUUAAUGUUUAAAAAAAUUAGCUAUUAAAGAUCUGUUGUGAUAAUUUGGUGGACUUUUUUCUUUAAUUUUAGAUAAGAACUCUGAAAUGUAUACUUCCUUUUUUAUCGUAACCGUAUUUCUAAAUCUAGUGGAAUGAUUUCAACAUUAUGCCUGCCAAUAUGCCUACAGAAGAAUUAUGUGUACAAAUGAACCCAAACUGUCGGUCAUAAUUUUGAUCAUGCCUUUAUUUCUCCUUUCACUAGAAAGAGAGGUGUUCGUUUUGACGGUUAGGCUUAACACGCUGUGCUGUAGAUUACCCUUCAGUGAACUAUUUUAAAUGUUCAAAUUAGAUGCCACUUAAAUUUAUGACACCAUCAAUAGCUGAUUAAACAGAACCAAAUA
This is a messenger RNA of Condylura cristata (star-nosed mole), 2276 nucleotides long. It is a transcript of the gene ADSS2, whose product is annotated as adenylosuccinate synthase. Lineage: Eukaryota; Metazoa; Chordata; Mammalia; Eulipotyphla; Talpidae. Gene Ontology annotation, biological process: IMP metabolic process; 'de novo' AMP biosynthetic process. The transcript is spliced from 13 exons. The record is from RefSeq and is a predicted model, not a curated record. Gene Ontology annotation, molecular function: adenylosuccinate synthase activity; nucleotide binding. Gene Ontology annotation, cellular component: cytoplasm. The annotation marks the transcript as partial.